Molecule: messenger RNA, 2628 nt
Organism: Oryza brachyantha (malo sina)
Lineage: Eukaryota; Viridiplantae; Streptophyta; Magnoliopsida; Poales; Poaceae
Product: formin-like protein 15
Exons: 4
Coding region: 1-2331 (776 amino acids)
Biological process (GO): actin cytoskeleton organization; actin nucleation
Molecular function (GO): actin filament binding
Source: RefSeq, a predicted model, not a curated record
AUGCUCGCGCGGUUGCUGCUCGUGCUGCUCCUCCUGCGCGCCGCUUGCUGCUAUCAGGAUCGGCAUGGCGGCCGCCAUUACCGGCGGUGGAGCAGCAGGAGGGAGCUGCACGAGCCGCUGUUCCCUCUGGAGAACACGCCUGCGCUGCCGCCGCCGCCGCCGGCGCCGUUCUUCCCGUUCUUGCCUGACUCCGCGCCGCCGGUGACCACGCCCGCCCCCGCCGGCGCCGGUGCCGGAGAUGGUGGCGGUGGUGGUGGUGGUGGUGCUACGGAUGCAGGCGCAGCCGGGGACGCGUCUUCGUCCUCGCCGCACCCCACGGCGCCGGCGAACAUCUCCUACAUGGCUAUGCCCAUCUACCACUCCGCGCCGCUCCGCUCCUUCCUGUCGUCGCACCGCCUCCUCACCGUCCUCCUCCCGGUCGCCGCCGUCCUCGCCGCCGUGCUAGCCGCGGCUCUCGUCUACCUCCUCGCGCGCCACCGCCGCCGCCGCCCGAACGAAGAACCCCCGGUGCAUACCAAGACCGUGCUGCUUUCCCCGGGCAACUCCACGCUCUACGACGGCGACCACCAUGGCCGGGGGUCGACUGCCACGGUCUCCAGCGCCAGCUCGCCGGAGCUCCGGCCGAUGCCGCCUCUACCCAGGCAGUUCCAGCAGACAACGAUGAGCAUGCCAUCGACUUCGAAAACCUUUCUUGAAGCCGGAGAAGAAGACAGGCGAGCGCCGCCGUCGCCGCCGCCACAGAGUGGUCCACCUCCACCGCCGCCACCACCUCCUCCUCCGCCGCCGCCCAUGCCACCGAGGACAGACAACAACACCGCACAAGCAGCGCCUCCGGCGCCGCCACCGCCAUUGCCGCGAGCCGGCAACGGCAGCGGCUGGCUACCGCGCCGGCACUCCGAGCGCACCGCGCCGACGGUGAUCAGGGCCUCGGCCGGGGCAGUCCACCCGGAGGAGUCGCCGGCGCGCGCGCCGCCGGAAGAGAAGGGCGCCGCCGACGCGGCUGCCCGGCCAAAGCUGAAGCCGCUGCACUGGGACAAGGUGCGGGCGAGCUCCGGCCGGCCGACGGUGUGGGACCAGCUCAAGGCGAGCUCAUUCCGAGUGAACGAAGAGAUGAUCGAGACGCUGUUCGUCUCCAACUCGACCAGGAGAGCAUCCAAGAAUGGAGUCAGGGAUGCAAAUGCAGCUUGCCCCAAUCAGGAGAACAAGGUGCUGGACCCAAAGAAGUCGCAGAACAUCGCGAUCAUGCUGAGAGCGCUCGACGCGACAAAGGAAGAAGUGUGCAAGGCUCUCCUGGAUGGACAAGCAGAGAGCCUUGGAACUGAGCUGCUGGAGACACUUCUAAAGAUGGCUCCUAGCACAGAUGAAGAGAUCAAGCUGAAGGAAUUCAGGGAGGAUGCUGUAUCUAAGCUCGGCCCAGCCGAAAGUUUCCUCAAGGCAGUGCUUGCGAUACCUUUUGCAUUCAAGAGGAUCGAAGCAAUGCUCUACAUCGCUAACUUUGAUCCAGAGGUCGACUACCUCAAGACCUCCUUCAAAACUCUUGAGGCAGCAUGUGAAGAGCUAAGGGGCAGCAGGUUGUUUCACAAGAUCUUAGAUGCAGUGCUGAAGACUGGUAACCGCAUGAACACCGGCACCAACCGAGGGAAUGCAAGCGCCUUCAAGCUUGACGCCCUCCUCAAGUUAGUCGAUGUAAAGGGGGCAGAUGGCAAGACAACCCUUCUGCACUUUGUCGUUGAAGAGAUUAUCAAGUCUGAAGGCGCCAGCAUCUUGGCCACUGGCCAAACAUCCAACCAGGGGAGUGCCAUUGCAGAUGGUUUCCAGUGCAAGAAGGUUGGCCUCAGAAUUGUCGCUAGCCUUGGCGGCGAGCUCAGCAAUGUCAAGAAGGCAGCUGGGAUGGACUCCGACACGCUGGCCAGCUGCGUUGCCAAGCUCUCCGCUGGUGUUUGCAAGAUCAGCGAGGCCCUGCAGCUGAACCAACAGCUGGGUUCUGAUGAUCGCUGCAAGAGAUUCCGGGCCUCCAUUGGUGAGUUCCUGCAGAAGGCUGAAGCUGAGAUCACUGCAGUGCAGGCUCAGGAGAGCCUUGCCCUCUCCCUCGUCAGGGAGACGACCGAGUUCUUCCAUGGCGACUCGGCGAAGGAGGAAGGCCACCCUCUGAGGAUCUUCAUGGUGGUACGGGACUUCCUCACCGUUCUUGAUCAUGUCUGCAAGGAUGUGGGCAGGAUGAAUGAAAGGACGGCAAUCGGUUCUUCGCGACGGCUGGAGAAUGCACCUGUUCUUGCAAGGUUCAACGCAGUUCAACCCAGUAGCUCCGAGGAGGAGAGCUCAUCGUCCUAGCCGUUGGAACCUGCAUGAUAUUGUCUGAAGAAAAAGCAAUGCAGGCUAGCACUUAGAAUCAUAUAAGUAUUUUGUAACUGUAGCAGAUAAGUGUAGAUCAAAGUCUAUAUAUGUACUACUACAUGAUUCAGCAUGCUAAGCAUCAUCCAGCCAAUGGCCUACCAAAGGUGAAAGUGGCAUUGUACAUGAUUCAGCAUGCUAAGAAUCACUAGACAGUAGCUUUUGUGAUCAUGCUGAAGCUGAAUGCUUGAGUCUCAUGAUAAAAGUAAAGUACCAGCUAGCAAUAGACCCCCAUUU